CUAUUGCGGUGAAAAACCCUCGCUCGCCUGCUCUCUCUGAUCUUCUUCUUUUCUUCAAGAUUUCUACUCAAUAAUUCGAUUACCCACCGCCUUUUGGAUUUCUUGGCUGCUUCGAUUUCAUCGAUCGAGUAAUGGAGUCGGAAAAUCGAGGGAUUCGUCGCGAAAUCUCGACCCACAUACGCCGGGAUUACGUUCACUCCACUUUCACGGAGCCACCUCUUCGAUCUGGCUAUCUCGGGCCAGAAUUUGGGAGGGCACAGCUAGCACACUCCCUAAAUUACGACUAUCAACAACAAUCUCGUUGUUAUCCUCCGUUGCAUCCUUUUCCUUCACAUCGUCCUCAUUAUAUUCAAGAUGCAGUCCAGACUGAGAUUGCGAUGGAACAGAUGAGAAGUCAGAUAAUUAUGACUGAGCUUAUGAGAAGUCGUGCUUUGAUGGCUGAGGUGAUGAGGGAGAGGGAACUGUUGAUGGAGAGGGAACUGAUUCUUAGGCAUCAAAGUGAUGGGUUUGUUUUUGGCUCGACACCGAAAAUGGGGUAUGACUCACUAACAAGGCUUCCACUUCUGGGAGCAAGGGCAGAGCCAUGGCCGCUGGAAAAUGGAACCGUGCAACCUUUCGCACAGAUAAUUAGACCGAAUGGUAGGGUUGAAUCCGGAGGAUGUGAGGGUCUGAUCUCUCAGGCAGGGACACCUUCGUUGAGAAUUUCAGAGGUUAAUGCUUCCUCAGAGAGCAACAAAGAAAAGCCGAUAAUUACCUUGCAGGUGAAACGUGACGAGAACAUAACUGGAUCGAAGAGAAAGCUGAAGGAGACACCAGAUUCUGCCAAAUCUCCGUCAGAUAACCACCCAACGACAAAGAAAGCUAAAACCGAGUGGAGUUGCUCCAUUUGUCAAAUUCAGACCACAGGCGAACAAGGCUUAAUUGAUCACCUCAAGGGGAAGAAGCACAAGUCGAAGGAGGCUGCAAUGAAAGUUCAAGCUUCCGGUAAAAAUUACCGCAUCGGGUUUUGCGCAACGAAACCCGCCAAGCCCACUGUCGAUCAACCACCUACCAAUUGCUCCGAUAAACCAAAAUUGCUAGAGGGCCGAAACCACAAUGACAAUAAGAAAAAUGACGAGAGAGUUACUAGAAACGCCCCAAAGUACAGUGGUGCGCCUAAGAAGGAUAAUUUCAAGUUUUGGUGCGAAAAGUGUCGGGUGGGCGCCUACUCUAAGGAAGUGUUCGAGAAUCAUAAGAAGGGGAAGAGACACGUUGGUUUGGCGAGGGCAAAUAAGGAAAAUCCUCGACAUGGGGCGGGUGGCGAUAGGGAUGGGAAGUUCAAAGCUUGUGGUUAUUUUGUCGCACAAAAGAACCAGGCGAGCGGGAAGAUGAGUUGAGAUGACGACAGAAUGGUGUUGCUGUCUGUUGAAGACACAGUGUGAAUGAUUAGGAGGUUUGAUUUGGAUUCUGAUUAUCAUUUUCGGACACUUUUUUCCGCAUUUAUUUUUUUUCGGACACUUUUUUCACCCUCUGUCUCUCUUUGUUGUUGUUGGUAAGACCACCUCUGUUGUUCUGUUCUGUUUGUUAUAUUUGUGCUUUGUUUUGUAAGGUUGUUUGUGAUCAACUACUGAAGAUGAUGAUUGUUAGGGUUUUUUUUUUU
This is a messenger RNA of Andrographis paniculata, 1639 nucleotides long. RefSeq lists its product as uncharacterized. Gene Ontology annotation, molecular function: nucleic acid binding; zinc ion binding. The record is from RefSeq and is a predicted model, not a curated record. NCBI's taxonomy places the organism in Eukaryota, Viridiplantae, Streptophyta, Magnoliopsida, Lamiales, Acanthaceae. Bases 132 to 1376 code for a protein of 414 amino acids. The transcript is spliced from 3 exons.